Molecule: messenger RNA, 1164 nt
Organism: Penicillium malachiteum
Lineage: Eukaryota; Fungi; Ascomycota; Eurotiomycetes; Eurotiales; Aspergillaceae
Gene: cwc2
Product: active spliceosome conformation promoter CWC2
Exons: 10
Coding region: 1-1164 (387 amino acids)
Cellular component (GO): U2-type catalytic step 2 spliceosome; U2-type catalytic step 1 spliceosome; Prp19 complex
Molecular function (GO): U6 snRNA binding; pre-mRNA binding; metal ion binding
Source: RefSeq, a predicted model, not a curated record
AUGGCGGACUCCCCUGUGGAAGAAUCGGCGCUCCAGGUGGCUGAGGUUGCGACCGAGGGAACAGAGCAACAGACUCAGCUUGAACCAGUCAAGAAGACCAAGAAGAUUAUUCGGAAGAAGAAGCGUCCCGCUCGAGUUCAGGUUGAUCGCGGUUCUAUUUCAACUGAACCUCCUGCCCAGACCGGUGACUUGUUCAACAUUUGGUAUAGCAAAUGGUCAGGAGGCGACCGUGACGAUCGCCAUGGAUUGAAUACCGCUGCGAAGACGAGAUGCGACCCCGUUAAGGACAGCGGCUUUACGAAGGCGGAUAAUGUCACUGGUUCUUACUUCUGUCUCUAUUUCGCGAAAGGAACCUGCUGGCGAGGCGCUGAUUGCGAAUAUCUCCACCGAAUCCCUACCCUCCAUGACCUUUUCCCCGUCAAUGUUGAUUGUUUCGGCAGAGACAAGCAUUCCGAUUAUAGAGAUGACAUGUCUGGCAUAGGAAGCUUUGCUCGCCAGAACAGGACAAUUUACGUGGGCCGGAUCCACGUCGAUGACUCGAUAGAAGAAACUGUGGCUCGCCACUUUUGCCAGUGGGGUGUCAUUGCCCGCACAAGAGUCUUAACGGGGCGCGGUGUCGCUUUCGUCACUUAUCAAAACGAGGCCAACGCGCAGUUUGCCAAGGAAGCAAUGAGUAACCAGGCCCUCGAUCACGAGGAAAUUCUUAAUGUCAGAUGGGCAACCGUCGACCCCAACCCGUUAGCACAGAAGCGUGAGGCUCGCCAAUUGGAAGAACAGGCCGCCGAAGCCGUCCGUCGCGCUCUCCCCGCCGCAUUCGUUGCAGAGAUCGAGGGCAAAGACCCCGAAGCGAAGAAGCGCAAGAAGAUCGAGGGUAGUUUCGGCUUGGAUGGUUACGAUGUUCCAGAUGAUGUAUGGCAUUCUCGCACACGACAGCUGGAAUCAGCACCACAAAUGCAACAGCUAGAGGCGCCAGAGCAAUCUCACAUGAUUGAGCCCGUUCAUGCGGAACCCGCACCGGAACUUGAGGUCCAGAGUGGGAUUUUCUCCAGCUCGACUGUUGCUGCUUUGCGUGGACUUGCUGGUGGUAAUGUGAUCACUCAGUCUGUAGCUAAGCCCUCUGGUGGGCCGUUGGUUGCCUACGGGAGCGACGAUGAAAGCGAUUAG